AUGUCAAGACAUCGGAAUUUUCGUAAUAUGAAUUAUGAUGACGAAAGGGACGAUGAAGAUGACGAGGAAUUUCAUCGUUACAGCAUUUCGACGGAUGACGACAUACCAAUGUCCCCGGGUACAGCAAAAUUCAUGUAUCAUCGACCCAGAAUAACGUCAACAAAUGCGCAAAUGGAUAACAGCACAAAAGUUUCCGAUUUCAUCAUUGAAGAAGAAUUAUCAAACGAUGUAAUUUGUGAUGAUGACGAUAAUACACAGUUCGAGGUUGAAGUUGAAAAGAAGCAGAUCGGUGAUAGUAGCGACUCAAUGAGAUCAAAUCGCGUCCACCAAGCAGCGUCGCAGCCACCCAGUCAGUCAUCAGUUACAUUCAGUGUAACUCAUCUCACUGAUACCAUUAAUGCCACUCCACUUGCUUCAACCAAUAAUCAUCAAAUUACAACAACAAGUCGACAAUCAGUAAACGAUGCGCCAUUGCAAAAGAAUUCAACCACAACAACUGCUGUGAAUACGGGUGAUAGUAAUGCUAUCAGCAACGUGGAGGAUAUGCCUCGUUUGCGUAUUCGUGACGUCGAAAAUCUACGCAUCUCAGAGAAAGGCAUCACGUCCACUAGCUCAUCGUCGUCGUCACCAGCUGAUGCCUUACGAACUUCUGCAACACUCACUCCGAACGCUAGUUAUAGACGACUAACUGCACUUGCUGCUGCACAAGCAGCACCAACCACAACGCCGAAAAAAAGACAACGAACCAAAGAUAUGAAACCGUUGAUUAAUUUGGUCAUUGUUGGACAUGUCGAUGCUGGUAAAAGUACACUAAUGGGACAUCUUCUUUAUCUGAUGGGUCGUGUGGACGAUCGCACCAUGCAUAAGUAUAAGAAAGAGUCUGCACGAACCGGAAAAGCAUCGUUUGCAUUUGCGUGGGUUUUGGAUGAUACACAGGAAGAAAGAGAACGAGGUGUUACAAUGGAUAUCGCUAGAACUGCGUUCGAAACUGGUCAUCGAAGAAUCGUUUUGCUGGAUGCACCAGGACAUAAAGAUUUCAUCCCGAAUAUGAUCACUGGAGCUUCGCAGGCAGAUGCAGGACUGUUGGUUGUGAACGCCACCACAGGUGAAUUUGAGACCGGUUUCGAUCUCGGUGGACAAACACGUGAACAUGCAAUGCUACUUCGUUCAUUAGGGAUAACUGAACUGUCGGUAGCGGUCAAUAAAAUGGAUACUGUGGAAUGGUCAGAGGCACGUUACGGUGAGGUUUGUGCUGUGUUACAAAGUUUUUUGCGCAAACAAGCCGCCUUCCCAUCUGUACGUUUCGUACCCGUUUCGGGCUUAAACGGUAUCAAUCUAACUGAACCACCACCCGACGAUCACCCUCUCAAGGCGUGGUAUAAUGGUCCAACACUUCUUCAGUUCAUAGAUGAAAUAUCUAUACCGAAACGUGCCGAAGAAUGCCCUCUACGAGCUGUUAUAAACAAUGUUAUAAAGGCAACGUCAAACUCAAUCACUGUUAGUGUGAAAUUAGAGGCUGGUUAUACAGAACCUGGCGAAAGGCUUUUCAUUAUGCCAAAUGCUGAUGCAGCUGUUGUCAAAGCCGUUAGCAUGGAGGAUACAAAAAGCGAUGAAUCGGUGUGUUUUGCCGGCGAUCACGCUUUAUUAACGCUUCAAGCAGUGAACACGUUCGAACCCGAUUCGAUUAGUUGUGGUCAAAUUUUGUGUCGUGGUGGAAAAGAAUGUUUGGUACCAGCGAAACGGUUGUUGGCGCGUAUAGUGGUCUUCAAUAUAGUCAUACCGAUAAUGAGGGGUACAAAAGCUGAGCUGUUUGCUCAUGCGUUAUGUGAACCGUGCACUGUGGUUCGUUUGCGUUCGGCGCUUAAUAAAGCAAACGGUCAAGUGUUGAAGCAGAAACCGAGAUGUUUGGCGCGGAAUAUGAGUGGAUUGGUGGAAAUUCAAACGGAUCAUGCAAUCGGCGUCGAGUGUUACGCACAAUGCAAAGCACUGGGUCGUAUCACGCUGCGUUCAAACGGUCAAACAAUUGCAGCUGGUAUCGUCGAACAAAUUAUCGACGAGUAG
Messenger RNA from Anisakis simplex (herring worm), 2061 nucleotides. The record is from the annotation of a GenBank genome assembly. NCBI's taxonomy places the organism in Eukaryota, Metazoa, Nematoda, Chromadorea, Rhabditida, Anisakidae.